AUGAGCUCCCGGACCCUGCAAGCCCCUCGCCGAAGCUUUGCAGUUUCUUCGGUCGCGAGGAUGCCCGAUUUGAUUCAGGACAUGUAUCUGAAAGAACUACGAGCAUACAAGCCACCACCGUCAAAAGCCUCUGAUGCCGAAGGGCACGUCCAGAAGUUCACCCCGCCAGCCACUCCCAAGUCACCAGAAGAGGCCAAUCUGGCGAAGGAAAUGAAGGAAUAUGAGGACCAGGUGGUUGAAAUCGAAGGCCAAAGUGCGACCGGAGAAACACAGGCUGAGGAGGAUUUUUUUGAGAACAUUGAGGAGGAUGACGAUGAGCCGGCACACCAUUAA
Rhinocladiella mackenziei CBS 650.93 is the source of this 333-nucleotide messenger RNA. RefSeq lists its product as uncharacterized. The coding region runs from base 1 to 333 and encodes 110 amino acids. NCBI's taxonomy places the organism in Eukaryota, Fungi, Ascomycota, Eurotiomycetes, Chaetothyriales, Herpotrichiellaceae. The record is from RefSeq and is a predicted model, not a curated record. Gene Ontology annotation, biological process: proton motive force-driven ATP synthesis. The transcript is spliced from 2 exons.